Aspergillus terreus NIH2624 is the source of this 1416-nucleotide messenger RNA. RefSeq names its product glycosyltransferase family 31 protein. The transcript is spliced from 2 exons. Gene Ontology annotation, cellular component: membrane. Lineage: Eukaryota; Fungi; Ascomycota; Eurotiomycetes; Eurotiales; Aspergillaceae. The record is from RefSeq and is a predicted model, not a curated record. Bases 1 to 1416 code for a protein of 471 amino acids. Gene Ontology annotation, molecular function: glycosyltransferase activity.
AUGCCCUGGUCGCGCAAAACCGGCAAUAUCAUCCUCUUCAUCGGUCUGGUCCUCAUCGUCUCCUCCGUCCUCCGCCUAGGAUUUCGCCAUCCAUCGCUCCAUGCUUCCGACUGGUACCCUCACUUGGCCGACCCGACCGACGAGGUCGACCACUGGGACUGGGAGACCACCUCCCGCUUCGUCCCCGUACAUAAUAGUAGCAGCGGCGAUAUCGAUGAUCCCGGGUUCUGCAAGUCCUUCCCGACAUAUCUCCUUUCGCGCAUCCAGGUGGUGCUGAAAAUCGGCGCGUCCGAAAGUCCCGAGCGUCUCGACACCCAAACGUCAACCGUCACCCGGUGCAUCUCGAACUUGAUUAUUGUCUCCGAUCGCGAAGCCGAGAUCAAGGGUCAUCGGGUUCAUAACAUCUUGGCGACCCUACCCGAGUCGUUCCGAGCCAACACCUCUGCCUUUGAAGCAUACGAUGUCCUACAACGAGCCGAUAACAACGCCAUCAGUAGCAGCCAGGGCUGGGAAUUGGAUCGCUACAAGUUCUUGCCCAUGGUGGAACGCGCGCAUGAGAUAAACCCGACGGCAGAUUGGUUUGUCUUCCUCGAGUCCGAUACCUACUACGUUUGGGAUAAUCUGUUCCGACUGUUGGACCAGUUCGAUCCCUCCGUGGCCCUGUAUUUUGGAUCGCCGAGCCCGGGCAGAAGCAUUAGUGAUAAGGAACGAUCAUUCUUUGCAUACGGCGGGGCCGGGUUCGUUCUCUCGAGAGCCGCAGUAGAGAAGUUGGUUUCUCGAAAGGCAGGACCCUAUGGGGAGUAUAGCGAGGCUCCGCUCAGCCAGAGGUAUGAAGACAUCGUGAAGGCGGAUUGCUGUGGGGAUUCCGUACUGGGGUGGGCGUUGUAUGAAAAAGGAGUCUCCUUGUCUGGGCUCUGGCCCAUGUUCAACCCUCAUCCGCUACAUGGGAUCCCGUUCGACAAUGCAUAUUGGUGUCAGCCGGUAAUUAGUAUGCAUAAGACGUCGUUGUCGGAUAUGAAAGGCCUGACAGAAUGGGAGAACCAGCGGGACCGAACGAAACCUCUCCUGUACGCUGACCUAUUCGAUUAUCUGCAGUUGGGCACGUUUGAGCGGAAGUCUGAAUGGGACAAUGGCGACUGGGGUGGAUUUCAGGAGCCCCCGGAUUCCGCCGCGCAUACCUCGUUCGACGCCUGCCGGGAUGCUUGUCAUAAUCACGCGGAGUGCCUGUCGUACACAUAUGACUACGCCGGUCACUGCAUCUUCGUUCGGACAAUGCGGCUGGGAGCUAACAAACCAUUCACGUCUGAUGUGCAGUUGUCAGCGGGAUGGGAUACCAAGAAGAUACAGCGGUGGCGGGAGACUCACCAGUGCGAAAAGCCGCUAUGGAUGAAACCCAGUACGAGUCGAAUUUUCUGA